AUGGCCGUCAAUGAAGAGACCCCCUUGCUGCGUUCCCGCCGCCAGGACAGGAAGAAAACCAAGGCCGAUGGCGUAUAUGACAAACUCGUACUGUACGGCGUUUCCUUCGCAGCUGCAGACGAAUCUAUCAUUCUUUCCACAUGGAGUGUGAUCGCCUCGGAGUUUCACCAUCUAUCGCAGGGAUCAUGGCUCUUGGCCGCGUAUAACUUUGGGUGGUGCGUAUCAUUGCCGGUGGUUAGUCCGACUAGUCGCUCUAAGAAGGGCGUGAGACUGACAUUUUCGCGGCACAUCCAUGGUUUAGCUGGUGUUGGCCCGGGUGCUCACUGGAAUAUGGUCCCUGCUGACGAGGUAGCCUUGCUCCGAAGCUAUGCCAACGUGUUUAAUGUUGUAGGUCGUAGUGUAGGUGCUCCGCUGGGAGGCUAUCUUAUUGGUGCUGUGAGAUGGAGAUGGCCUUUCAUUGGUCAAUUGCCCGUGGCAGCCAUCUGUCUCCUAAUUGGGCUGUAUAGGUUUCCGUCGUCCUUAAACUCAACCAAAACUGGGGCUGCAGAUGAAGGAAAUUCUCAGCAUAGCAUCAUGGGGCUUGACUUAGCCGGUCUGGUCAGCUUCUCUGUCACCGUCCUUCUACUCUUCUUAAUGCAGGAGUUGAGCGCCCCGUCAGAUGGCUUCCAAAUCCCGCUUACGAUACUCGCCUCCGCCGUUUGCGUAGCAGUGAUAUUGUUCAUUGUGAUAGAAGCAUACUGGGCUCGAACCCCACUUAUUCCGUUGCAGCUCAUGAAGACCUCGCUGGGUGGGCUGUGCCUAAACCAGAUACUGAUGAUGUCGAGCCGUUCGGGACAGUCGCGUAAUAUCAUCGGGCCGGCGGCGAAUGUGGCCAUUGUGCAACGCGUGUUUAUGGGGAAGUUGGAGAAUAAUUUAAAUGAGUGGAACGAGAAAAAGUUCAUCGGUCAGAUUCUCAACGAUGACAGAUUUGCUCAGUGCCUGUCCCCUGCGGUUCAGGAAAUUGUUCGGUGGAACUAUUUGAACGCAUUCCAAUUGGUGCCAUAUGAGUAUGAUACCAUCGAUGAAAGCAUACAAAGCUAA
Messenger RNA from Aspergillus bombycis, 1080 nucleotides. RefSeq lists its product as uncharacterized. Bases 1 to 1080 code for a protein of 359 amino acids. Gene Ontology annotation, cellular component: fungal-type vacuole membrane. NCBI's taxonomy places the organism in Eukaryota, Fungi, Ascomycota, Eurotiomycetes, Eurotiales, Aspergillaceae. The transcript is spliced from 6 exons. Gene Ontology annotation, molecular function: basic amino acid transmembrane transporter activity. The record is from RefSeq and is a predicted model, not a curated record. Gene Ontology annotation, biological process: transmembrane transport; basic amino acid transport.